Messenger RNA from Phycodurus eques (leafy seadragon), 2637 nucleotides. It is a transcript of the gene aif1l, whose product is annotated as allograft inflammatory factor 1-like. Gene Ontology annotation, cellular component: actin filament; ruffle membrane. The transcript is spliced from 6 exons. Lineage: Eukaryota; Metazoa; Chordata; Actinopteri; Syngnathiformes; Syngnathidae. The record is from RefSeq and is a predicted model, not a curated record. The coding region runs from base 157 to 609 and encodes 150 amino acids. Gene Ontology annotation, biological process: actin filament bundle assembly; ruffle assembly. Gene Ontology annotation, molecular function: calcium ion binding; actin filament binding.
GUUCCGGGUGGCCACAGACUGAGAGGGAAGCCGAGCACAAGCAGCCUUUGACCGAGCAAGGUUGGAGCAUCACCCGCACGUCUUGCGGUGGCCUUCUCGGCUCUCGAACUUUAACCCGUAAACUGGAUUAAAUACACACAAAAAAAACCCGCUGGGAUGCCUGCGAGUAAAAACGUACAAGGAGGGAAAGCCUUCGGGCUGCUAAAGGAGCAACAAAGACAAAAACUGGAGGAGGUAAACCAGGAAUUCCUGGAGGACCAGAAGUACAGGGAUGAAGAUGACCUCGCAGAGAAGCUGGAGGGUUUCAAAAAUAAAUAUGCUGAAUUUGACUUGAAUGACCAAGACGAGAUCGAUCUGAUGGGCCUCAAGCGGAUGAUGGAGAAGCUGGGCGUUCCCAAGACCCACUUGGAGCUGAAGAAAAUGAUUAUGGAGGUGACGGGCGGCACCAGCAGCAACACCAUCGACUACAGGGACUUCGUCAAGAUGAUGCUGGGCAAACGCUCGGCCGUGCUCAAACUAGUCUUGAUCUUCGAAGACAAAGCCAACGGGGCGGCGCCCUGCAAGCCGGACGGCCCGCCUCCGAAGCGGGACAUCGCCAGCCUGCCUUAAGGCCCCCACCCCAACCCCAUUUCCUGCCUUCACAGGCUGCUUUCCAAUUUUCUUACCCUGGUGGACCACUGAUGGACGGGACGGAGGAGGAUAUUUUUGUGACGUACGGUGCGUGAAAGGUGUCAAGUUUGUUUUGCGUUAGGUGGAGCUCGUCGCUAAACGAUGUUUGACUGUGAAUAUUAUUCUUUCGGUAAGAUGUAGCAUCCGUAGUGUACAUGUAAUCUCCUCGAGAUGUUUUUUUUUUUUGUAGUUGAGUGUUGUGUUGUGUUUUAAGGGAAGAUGCUUUUAUUUUUAGACGAGCACAAGCAGCUUUCUUCAUCCCAUUUCCGCAGCAGCCUCACAGGGAUUCCCACCGCGCCGACCUCGGUCCGCUUUUGAGAGAUUACGGGCCCCUGGGCCCCACUUCUUGCGGAGCUGGAACACUGAUCUGGAAUCAGUAACUAGUUUGUCAAGUCUGCGCUUUGGACUUUCACUCGCGCUUGCAUCGUGGUUUGAGGUCAAGCACACGUACGUAUAGGACCGUGAUUUACGGGCACAAAUGUUACACUCAACAACAACAGUACAAUCAUGUUCUUUCCAAGUGCCUCAGUGCGGGAACAACAGGGAGUGCGUGCAAAUGCGCGGUCCAAGCAGUAAAUACGAACCCCACAAAACCAUGAAAUCUGUGUUCUUUGAUAUUGAAUUUUAUGUUAUACAACAUUCUUUGUGUGUUCACAAGUGAUUGAUCCCCUUCAACCAUUGCCCCUCUUUUUUAACACUAACUGUCAUUGUAAAAGUUGAUCCUGAGCAUUUAGGUACAUUUUAGAGUUGCAAGUCUCACACAAUGUCAUUAUUACUUCGACAGUGGUACCUCAAAGGUUUGGUCCAACUUCAAAACAAUUGACAACCUUCACAAAUUAUGUGAGGAUUAUUGAGUUUUGGGAUGGGAUUUCAGAAUAAAAGGAUUUGUAACCUUUAGCAGGUGAGGUUGAUUUUGAUCUUUUUACAAACUUUUGAAUCACAUGUUCAGUAUUUCAAUACUUUUUGCACAACCUGCUGUUCUCUAACAAGGAGCUGAACAGCAAAAUUCACAACAGGUGUUUGAGCCAUGAACAUUUCCAAGGAUGUCCACGUCUAUGCCUUUCUGUGACUACACCAGUCUCUUUGUGUCUAGCUCAUUGGCAACUGCCCUCUGAAAACAUCCUGUUGGAAGCCACGUAAUGGUGAGGUACUGCUGCUCAAUUGUUAGGUGUCAUUUUGGUCUUGUGAUGUCAAAAUGGGAACGUUGAACAUUCAGAAGGUCAAAUUCAGUUCACUUGUAAACUUAGUGCAUUUUAAGUUCAUCCUGUACUGUGAGCACAGCGUAUUGGCUAAGUUCAUACAAGUAGUAACAUUUUAUCUUUCUUAAAGGUUAUAUCAGCAUUUCAAUGAGUUACCCACUUUUAAAUAUCAUGUAAAAACAACAGAAGGGUGUAAUUGGCAUCACACAUUUCAUUCCUUUAACGUGAAGUCGCUAAGCACUAAUGUAAAAACACAACAAAAUCCCAAGUGACAAGUUGAUGGCAUCUUAUCAGUCGGCGGCUAGCACUAGAAGCUAACGUAGCAGUCUAUAUAUUUGGUCAAGUUUUUUCUUUUCUUUUUUUUUUUUUUUUUUGAGGUGGAGGGGGGGCGUGUCAUAAAAUGUAUCCACUUACAUUAUGGUAACUUCCAGAGUAUUUUCUGGAAGUAAUUACAGUGAGGUACACUGAUGUAAAUUUGAGACAUCUCAAGGCAUUUUUUUUUUAAAUCCAAUUUUACAAGCGUUAAGAACCUUUGGAGGUACCACCCAAUUUGUUUCAUUUGUUCGUGUGCUGUGAUUUGUGCCUCACUCGCAACUCUUGACUUUUACCUCCAAUCGCACUACUUUUAACUGUGAACGUGUCAUCAUAUACUAAGGCCCAUUCCAUGCGGUUUUGUUUUGUUUUGAGCUGCUAUUUUGUUUACUGCGUGCUAUCUAUUUUAGCGUUGUUUAUUAAGAAGAUGCACAUUAUUGUUGUUGGUUUUUUUUUU